ACCACCCUUUCCUUUUCCAGGUUGAGCUGUCAAAUUAUUCUCUGUAGGCUUGUUUGUAAACGAAAAUAUAUAACAUUAAUCGUUAUUUGAGUUUUUUAUUUAUUUAAUAUUUAAAUCAUAACUUUAAAUUUAACUAAAAGAAGAGUUUUGUUUGAAAGAUGGAUGAAAAAGAAGAGUUGGUUAAAAAAUCAUUAUUCAAUUUUGUUAGAAAACAAGUACCUACUGCACAGCUCAGCUUGAUAGAUGACAUUGUAUUGAGCUAUGUGGUGAGCAUGGUAGAGGAGAGCGCUUUAGAAGAAGAACUGGAUGUCGAAGGGUUGUGUGAAAUGGUCUCGGCAUGUCUGCCAGAAUUUUCAACGAUUGAAAAAGAAGCUGUGACAAAGUGGCUGCUUGAUGUUGAGAGUAAACUCAGAGAAGAAAAUAAAGAAGAAGAAGCUGAUAAUUUUCAGCCUCAUGAAUCAUUUAGCCAGCUGAGUUUGACUGCUCUGUUGCCACCAGACUCCCAGAGGAUAAGGGUUCAUCAUUUAUCAGAGACGAGUGAUGCUGGGAGUGAUUCCAGUGGCGAAUAUUUUACAGAACAAAAUGAAACUUCCUGGCAUCAAGUAACACUACUUCAGGAAAUGUUUCCAGCAGCAAGUCCAGCUGAGAUUCGACACUGUCUCACAAUAGCUGGUGGAGAUGCUGCUAAAGCUGCUCAAAUAGCUCUACAUAGACAAGAAGCUGGUCAAAGUAUCACGAGUAAUCUCACUUAUCUUACGCAACCUAAUCGACGCUCAAAGGCUAGUGUAAAUGACGAAGAGUUAAAGUCCCGAAUAAUAGCACGCUACAGUUACGUUGAUCGAGACGACGAUUCACGUGAACAUCGUCCUGUAACUCCUAAACGUGAGCCAAAAAAACUGGUACGUUAUUUAGACAAUAAAAUAGUAAGUGUUAAAGGGGAGAGAUAUACAGAGAUACGUCGGGGUGGUGAAGAUGACGAUGGUAAUGAAGGAGCACGAAAGCGAGGCCACUGCCGUCCGUAACCAGUAACCAUGCCUCCACCCCCUGAUCCACCCCCUUGGAGGCAUAUCUCAUUCUCAUUUACUGUUAUUCUAUCUUACUUUAUUUAAAUCCGUAUUAUUAUUAUUAUUACUAUUACUAUGUAAAUAAUAUGUUUUUUAAAUUAUUAUUUAAUAAGCGGACAAUCACUAUCAAUUGUCACUCAAGUCACAUUAGCUGAGUCAGAAAAAUUUAAAUCUUUUUUAUAAUUUCUUUUUAUAUUUAAAUUUAUUCAGGUUGGAAAUUUAAUUAUUUGUUAUUUAUUUUUUUUUUUUCCGUGAAAAAAGAAAAAUAAAUAAUUAAAUAAAAAGUCAAAAUAUCCUACCAAGUGAUGGCAUUUUAUUUUUUAAGUGAUAAUGCAUUUUUUUAUGAGUGUGAAUGUAGCAGGCAUCAGACAAAUUUAAAGUUAACAAUAAAUAGAGUAAAUAAUUUUUUUAAAAAUUUUUAUAAAAAAUGCACUUAUUCAUUUCAAAAAUUUUUAAAUGCGCAUUUUUUAAAAAUUUAAUUUUAUUAAUUAUUUACUCUAUUUAUUUAUAAUUUUAAAUUUGUCUGAUAUCUGCUACAUUCACACUCAUAUUUUUUUCUAAUCAAGACUACAAAAAAAAUGAAAAAAAGAAAAAAAAAUAGUCAAAAAAAAGUUCUAUACACACUGAAUUGCCCAAUAUUUAAAUAUUCUCAAAUACUCUAGUUAUGGAACCUUUUAUGACCAGACUUUACCUUUUUUUUAAGUUAUCUUUGUCUUUAAGUUAUUUUUUUUAAUUUUUGACUGAAUUUAUAUCGAUGUUUUCUAGUUGUAUUUUUUUUUAAGGGGGAAAAAUCUAUGGAUAAAUAUCUAGAUAGAUUAUUUUUCGUUCUUUACUAUCAUUUAAAACUUAGUCUGCUUUACUAAUUAAGAAUUCUAUAAAGUUAUAGAAUAAAAUGAUAUUAUAUGUAUGUAAUUCAAAAAAGUAAUGUUAAUUAACGUAUAAUAUAAAUAACUACUCGAUAAUAGUAGACAAUUAAAGGAAAAAAAAAAACGUAAAUAAUUUAUAACUGAGUUUGCAUUUAAGAUGAAAGUUUUUUUUUAUGUCGAAUAUUAUUUUUUACUCUACUUCACAUUAAUUUUUAUUAUAUUAAACUAAUAUGUAGUUUAAAUUUCAAGUUAAUUAUCUCAAUCUUUAAAAUUAUUUUUAUGUAAAAUUAAUUAUGUAUACGUAUAAAUAUAUACAUAUGUUUUUUUUCUUUUUCAUGUACCGCUUUUAGAUAUAUAUUAUCUAUUUACGACUUCGUGUGGUCGUUUCGCACUUUUGAACAAUCAAAAUGUAUUAAUGUAUUGAUACGAGUAAAAAAAGUAGUUGAAAAUUAUUGAAUAUAUUCACAAGUUAGUAAGAAUGAAUGAAUUAUUUAGGUAUUAAAUAAUGAGCGUUUUUUUUUUAAUUUAAUUCAAUGUGUUGCGUAAAAAUUUUUGAAUUUGUAACAAGAAAAGUAAAAGACCUAGUACCCGAUCAGGGAACUAGUACUCGAUCAUGUAUUUGUAUAGAUAUAUUUAGUAAAUAUAGAUAUAAAAAUGCAUGAGUGAUCGGGUACUAGUUUCCUGAUCGGGUACUGGGUCUUACCUUACACGUUUUUAACGGUGUGCCGUCACAACUGAUCUCAACAAUUUUAUACCACAAGUGAUCCCUAUAAAUUGAUCCCACCGACAUCUGAUCCCAUCAACAAUUGAUCGUCAUUUGAUUUUUAUCAACAACUAAUUACAUAAUUUAACUUUUUAUUACAACAGUGAAUUUAAGUUAUUCAUAUCAUAGUAAUUAAUUAAUAAUUAAGGCCAGGAUUUUUUCCUUAAUUGAAAAUAUGACAAUUAAUAAUUAAUGAUGUCAAAUUUUUGAUAUUAUGGGAAAAAUAUUGGUCGUAUAGAAAAAUUUUUUAAGUAAAAGUUGUUUAAAAUUAAAUUUUCUAAAAACAAUGUCUCUUAUAAUUUUUCCUUAAGAUUAAUAAGGAAGCCGUAAUUUAAAAAUUAAGAUUUUCUUAAUUGACAAAAAUUUGAAUCAUUCAUUAUGAAUCUUAAUUUUGGAAUUACGGUGAAAAUAUUGGUCGUAUGUGAAAGUCAUAAGAAACAUUUUUUUAGAAAAUUAAAUUUUCUACAAUUUUUGUUUAAAAACUUUUUUGAUAAGACCGAUAUUUUCGUCGGAAUAUCAAACAUUUGAACCAUUCAUUUCAAAAUUAAGGCAAAAAUCUUGUCCCUAUUAAUAAUUGAUUAUUUUAUGAAUUUGUCAGUGGGAUCAGUUGUCUGUGGGAUCCAUUAUCGUGUGGGAUCCAUUAUCGUGUGAUUACUUGUCGGUGAUCAGUUGUCAUAGAACCGUUUUUAACACAGUAUGUAUGUGAUUUAAUUAUUUUGGCGAGAUAAUCACUUGUAAUUUCUCACGCCAUAAUUUAUAGCAGUAUUAUUAUUAUUACUAUUAUUGUUUAAUAAAAAUGUAGACUGUAUACUUUGUACUAUUAUCAAUAAUAAUUAUAAUUAUUAUUAUUAUUAUUAUUAUCAUUAUUGUUAUUAUGAGUAAUGAAAAAAUUUUGUCUGAAAGCAAGUAGACAUAAAUAAUAAGUCAAACACGAAUAUAAUAUUAAAUUACACUAGAUACUAGUUGUAAUAAAAAUUUUAAUUUUUUAUAAUUUAAAAAAAAAUUUGAAAUAUUUGUUAUCAUUACUAUUAAAAUUUUUUGAAAAGUCUGUGGUAAUUAUUAUAAAAAUCAUAUCACAGAAUUUUUUCAAACAUUAUAAUAUAAAUAAUAUUAUUAUAAUAAUAUAAAUUUAUGAAAUUUUGUUAAUUUAUAACUUAACUGAUUUUUAUAACUAACUAAUAUAUUAAUAACUUUUUUUAAUUUAUAAUAAUUACGUUUUAAGCGUAUGGAUAUUUUUCGUCUAUGAGUCCAGUAUUACAUAAAAAUAUAUAAAUUUUAAUUUAAAACAUUAAAUAAAUUUAAUAAAAUAUAUUAUAUUAAUAAAUAAUAAAUUUGAACAAAAAUAAAGUGGCAGUUGCCGAGUAUUUAUUGUCUAAUAUAAUCAUUAUUAGUGAAAUAAUAAUAGUAAUAAUUAUUAUACUAAAUGGAUAUCAAAUAAUGGGCCAGUCCUUUAUUUAAAGUUUUCAUCAUACUAUUAUUAUUGAUUAUUAAAAAGAUGAAAAUGCUCACACCAUUUAGACAAAUUAAAUAAUUGUUGUUAUAACAAUUAAAAGAUAAAAGUAACGCGCAAACAUACAGUUCAAGUGUUCGAAUUUCACUUAUUAUUAUUAUUCUUUAAUAUAAGAAUAAAAAAAUAAAAAGUAUGAAAAAGAUUUAUUUAUUUUUAAAAUUUGAAAUAAGUUUAGGCCAUGAACCUUUAGCGCCAUUUUUUCAAACCGGGUUUAAAUUAUUAUUGCUGGUAUAGGGUAGAGGUACCGUUUUUGGUCACUUUAGGGCCAGUUUUGGACACGUGAAAAAUUUAAAUAAAUUAAUUCGUAAAAGACACAACAAGAUAAUUAAUUUUUUUAAUGUAUUUAGAAAUACUUUUGUCCCCCUCUUAAAACGGUAAUUUUUGUUACUCUUUUUCAUUAAUUAAAAUAAAGGAUUAAAUGUCCAAAAAUGGAGCAGUGGCCACAAAUGGUACCUCUGCCCUAUCUAUAUAUUAUUAAUGUAUAGACUUUAAUGAUCAGUAGAUUUUAAUAAGUCGUCAUAAUUAUUAUUUUUUAGAAUAUCAAUUAUUAUUUAAUAUUAAGCAGGAAGUAAAAAAUAAACACGACGAAAAAUCGACAAUGACUAAUUAGAUUAUUAAAAUUCGCAAUCAAUGGAUAAUGUUCAAUAGUUUAAAGCGAUUAAAAAAAAAAAAACGUGAAAAA
This is a messenger RNA of Microplitis mediator, 4885 nucleotides long. Its product is annotated as CUE domain-containing protein 2. NCBI's taxonomy places the organism in Eukaryota, Metazoa, Arthropoda, Insecta, Hymenoptera, Braconidae. The coding region runs from base 159 to 1022 and encodes 287 amino acids. The transcript has 5 exons. The record is from RefSeq and is a predicted model, not a curated record.